AUUACAACCACCAAAAGCGGCGGUAUUCCUAUUUUCCUACAAACGGUCGAAGUAUUUUCGGUAGUUUUGUUUCUUCAUCAGCAGCGCAGGCCCUCUUGUUUUUGUUUCAAUACAGUCGGUCCUUAGUCACAAUCUCUUUCUGCCGCCUUUGUUGUUUUCGUCGAAUAGAAUUGCAGACGCGAGGAUUCCCUUGGCUGCAACUAGAGGAUGUCCUCCGCCGCCGCCGUCGAAUGGAGUUGCAUUCUCCAACAGACACGAGAGUUUCCUUUGCUGCAAUUAGAGAAGCUGCUCUUAAACUCCCUCCCUCUCUUUGAAAUGUAACAAUGUGAAGGUGAACAAAUUUAGCAGCUUAAUAGAGGGAAAAUAUCAUAUAUAUAGGAAAAAUAAAUUUAAUACUUAAUUUUUUUUAUAAAUUUACACCGAACCUUGCUAAAAUAAUAGACUUGGAGAGCUAUGCCCUUAUCACCUAUGGGCUAUGACUAUGGGUUUAUUUUGAAUAAUUUAAUUUUACUGCUAACUACUUCACUUUCCCUCUUCUUCUGCUCUAUCACUUUCAUUGAGGGUUUUCUCACAUCAUUCUUUUAUCCUUCAGCCCUAAUUCCCCUUCUCCCUCGUCUGCAUCUUCAAUUCCAGAGUUUGGGGACACAACAGCAGAUUCAAGAAAAGGAUAUGGCACAUGUAGAACCUGAGAAUAUGGAGAUGAACUUGUAUCAAGUAAAUAGUGCUGUGAGGAGACCUCGUAUCCUGCUCGCUGCCAGUGGAAGUGUGGCUGCAAUAAAAUUUGCUAAUCUUUGUCAUUGUUUCUCCGAGUGGGCGGAAGUGAAAGCUGUUGCUACCCAGGCAUCUCUCCAUUUCGUAGACAGGAUAGCUCUUCCCAAGGAUGUAAUACUUUACACUGAUGAGGAUGAAUGGUCGAGUUGGAAAAAAAUAGGUGAUAAUGUGCUCCAUAUUGAGUUGCGUAAAUGGGCUGAUAUCAUGGUCAUCGCACCUUUGUCUGCUAAUACACUUGCCAAGAUUGCCGGAGGUUUAUGUGAUAACUUGCUGACCUGCAUUGUCCGGGCAUGGGACUACAGCAAGCCAAUGUUUGUAGCGCCAGCCAUGAAUACCCUCAUGUGGAACAACCCUUUCACUGAACGCCAUCUCAUGGGGAUCGAUGAUCUUGGAAUCUCACUUAUCCCCCCAGUGAAGAAGAGGCUGGCCUGUGGAGACUAUGGAAACGGUGCAAUGGCUGAGCCUUCCCUAAUAUACUCGACUGUAAGACUUUUCUUUGAGACUCGAGAACAAUGAAGUGGUGGCAAUGUUUAGCCUGAUAUGUUGCAAGCUUCUCAUCCAUUUCAACGAGAAAAUAGAGUGUCUCAGGUUUGUUACUCAAAAACAAUCUCUUACUUGUAGUGUGGUUGUGAAAACUGCAAUCUGCUGUUACGAAUUUUACUGUUUGCUAUUCGAAAUCGUUGCUCGUGUGUUCUUAGUGUUAGGAAUUUUAGUGUUUGCAAUUCGAAAUCGUGUGCUCGUGUGCUGUUAGAGUGUUGUCCACAUGCAACAAUUGUUGGAGACAUUUAGAUUUGGAUUGUCAAGGCAUAGGCCAUAGAUUGAUUAUAUGUGAUUUUUUUCCCCUGUAUGAGAUGCAUAUUCAUCUGUUGUUUUCCUGCAGUUUGCAUAAAAUUGUUCAUUUAAUGUUA
This is a messenger RNA of Salvia miltiorrhiza (redroot sage), 1679 nucleotides long. RefSeq names its product probable phosphopantothenoylcysteine decarboxylase. The transcript is spliced from 4 exons. NCBI's taxonomy places the organism in Eukaryota, Viridiplantae, Streptophyta, Magnoliopsida, Lamiales, Lamiaceae. Gene Ontology annotation, cellular component: phosphopantothenoylcysteine decarboxylase complex. Gene Ontology annotation, biological process: coenzyme A biosynthetic process. Bases 454 to 1287 code for a protein of 277 amino acids. The record is from RefSeq and is a predicted model, not a curated record. Gene Ontology annotation, molecular function: FMN binding; phosphopantothenoylcysteine decarboxylase activity.